Coffea arabica (coffee) is the source of this 2325-nucleotide messenger RNA. RefSeq lists its product as uncharacterized. The record is from RefSeq and is a predicted model, not a curated record. NCBI's taxonomy places the organism in Eukaryota, Viridiplantae, Streptophyta, Magnoliopsida, Gentianales, Rubiaceae.
AUGUCUCAGGAAAAUGAACUUACCAUUGCUCAGUUAUCACUUAAAAUGGAUGCUAUGUGGAAGGAAAUGCAGAGGAGAUUUGACCAAAGAUUGGAAACGAUCCAUGAGCAGAUUGAUCAACUAAGUUCAUCUAGGGUUUCUUCUAGGAAAUCUAGGGAAAAAUCCACCCUCGAAGAAUCUAGUGACUCCAAUGCCGAUUCGGACCGUGAGGCAUACGGGCAAGGGAGACCGAAGAGAAACACAAGAGCAAUUGAUGAUGCAAUCAAAGGGAUUAAGAUGAAGAUUCCUCCUUUCCGAGGCAAAUCUGAUCCGGAUACAUACCUUGAAUGGGAGAGUCGAGUAGAGCUAGUAUUCGAUUGUAAUGACUACACCGAUGCACAAAAAUUGAGACUUGCCGUAGUAGAAUUCACCGACUAUGCCAUAGUUUGGUGGGAACAAGUGGCUACAAGCAGGAGAAGGUGUGGUGAACCACCUAUAACCACUUGGACUGAGCUCAAGAGACUUAUGAAGAAGCGAUUUGUACCAAGUCACUACCAUAGAGACUUGUACCAAAAACUUCAAACCUUGACGCAAGGUCAACGCUCAGUUGAGGACUACUACAAGGACAUGAAAAUCUCCAUGUUGAGAGCUGAUAUUCAAGAAGAUAGAGAGGCUACAAUGGCAAGGUUUCUCAAUGGUCCGAGGGCUGAAAUAGCCGAUCAACUGGAGCUUCAAUACUAUGUGGAGAUAGAAGAUAUGGUGGAAAAGGCUAUCAAGAUUGAGCAAAGGCUCAAGAGGAGAGGGUCAAGCUCACGGCCACCUGUUACCAAAACCGACUCCAAGGUUGUUUCAAAGCCAACAAUUGAAACUUCAAAACCUAGGAAUCGUGACACCAAAUAUUGGAGGUGUCAAGGAGUUGGACAUAUUGCAAGCCAAUGUCCAAACCCAAGGACCAUGCUUGUCCUACCAAAUGGAGACAUUGUCACUGAUGAUGAAGAGGAGGAUUACAAAGACAUGCCUCCCUUGGUUGAAGAGGAAGAUGAAAUAGAGGAAGUUCCAACUCAAGACAAAGUUGGAUUGGUAGCAAGAAGGGCGCUAGCUACUCAACCUAGUAAAGAUGAGUUUCAACAUGACAACAUCUUUUACACUAGGUGCCAUGUGACCAACAAGGUAUGCAGCUUGGUGAUUGACCCCGGAAGUUGCACUAAUGUUGCUAGUGCAUUGAUGGUGGAGAAACUAAACUUGCCAUCUAGUGAGCACCCCCGUUCCUACAAGCUUCAGUGGUUAAACAACAGUGGAGAGAUUACACUUGCACCUCUUACACCUCAACAAGUACAUGAGGAUCAAGUUAGUCUACAAAAAGAGUAUGACUUGCAUGCUACCACCAAGAAGGACAACGCCAAAGCUAAAAAAUUAGUGUUGGCCGACCCUUCUUCAAGCAAGUUGGAUCACUCUCAUUCGGUCUUCGAGCCCACACAGGAGAGAAAACUCAGCAUGCUUGCCAAGGUGAAAGAUGUGAGAAAGGCCUUGCAUUCUAAUCAGGUUUUAUUUAUUUUAUUUGGCAAGGAAUCCUUACUCACUAAUGCUCUUGAUGCUUCUUUGCCUAGUGUUAUUACUAACCUCAUACAGGAGUAUCAAGACGUCUUUCCUGAGGAUAUACCUAAUGGUUUGCCUCCAUUAAGGGGAAUUGAACAUCAAAUUGAUUUCAUUCCUGGCUCUUCCCUUCCAAACAAGGCACCAUAUAGGACCAAUUCUGAGGAAACCAAGGAGCAACAACGACAAGUGGAGGAGUUGCUUAGUAAAGGUUGGAUUCAAGAGAGUCUAAACCCUUGUGCUGUACCAGUUCUACUUGUUUCGAAGAAAGAUGGAGGAUGGAGAAUGUGCACUGAUUGUAUUGGAGCUGUUUUACUCCAAGAGGGUCGCCCAGUUGCCUACUUUAGCGAGAAGUUAAAUGGAGCUGCUCUAAACUACUCAACCUAUGAUAAGGAACUCAUGGCCUUAGUGCGAGCCCUACAAACAUGGCAACAUUACCUUCGCCCUCGUGAGUUUGUCUUGAACACCGAUCAUGAGUCGCUCAAGCAUAUCAAGUCCCAAGACAAGUUGAGUAAGCGACAUGCAAGAUGGAUUACCUUCAUUGACAGUUUUACCUUUGUGAUCAAAUACAAGACAGGUAAGACGAAUGUAGUGGCUGAUGCACUCUCACGAAGGUAUGCACUUAUCACUACAUUAGAUGCUAAAUUGCUUGGUUUUGAAUUUCUUAAAGAUCUUUAUGCAGCUGACUCAGAUUUUGGUGAGAUUUUUGUCUACUUGCCACGACACUCUCGUGAGCACUAUUUCAUCUCUUAG